Symphalangus syndactylus (siamang) is the source of this 5204-nucleotide messenger RNA. It is a transcript of the gene ZNF287, whose product is annotated as zinc finger protein 287. Lineage: Eukaryota; Metazoa; Chordata; Mammalia; Primates; Hylobatidae. Gene Ontology annotation, biological process: regulation of transcription by RNA polymerase II. The record is from RefSeq and is a predicted model, not a curated record. Gene Ontology annotation, molecular function: DNA-binding transcription factor activity, RNA polymerase II-specific; RNA polymerase II cis-regulatory region sequence-specific DNA binding.
GACGCCGAGGCGAGGUCGCGGCGAAGCAGAGGCGCCGGGGUUUCUGGGCCGGGCUUCUCAGGACCGGGCUGGAACGUGCAGCUCGUGGCCGGGACACUCUGUGCUUUGCGGGGAAGGGAAGUGGCGGAGCCCGAGGACCCGCUGCCGCUCGGGACUGAGCCCGCCACGCAGGCGCCUGUGCCAGCGUCGCCAUUGUUGCCUGUGGCCUUAGGGCCGCUCCGGCUGCCCGUCGGCCGGGUCCCAGCGACAGGUAUUGAUGUCCGGGCGCAGCGCGCGAGUGUCCGCGCGAUCAGUGACAGCCCGAGCCCGUCCACGCGCGGGCUCCCGUGCUCGUGGCCUGCGGGAGGGCAAAGACGGGGUGGAGGCUGCUGUGGGCCCAGUCCCAGCGUUGCGCGUCGCACGGUCCCCGACUCCCCCGCUGCACUCGCCCUCGACCCUGCGGCUGAAGAGGAGUAAGAGGCAGAGGGACUUGGCCGGGAAGGGGAGGCGACAGGAGGCAAGGCAAGGCUGUCGCAUCUCCUCCGCAGGGCCUUGUAAACAGUUGUCUUUGGUGGCACGACUGUGCCUGAGCAGGGCUCGGAGCUGGAGCCUGGGGACAGGUGGUGUCGGUUCUCCUCCAGAUCAGGCCGGUUCUAAGGUUUCCUUCGAGAAUCCUGGUUUUGAAUAUAUCCCUAAGGAACUGUCUCCUAUAGAAGCACUUAAAGGACUUCAAGUCACACCAACCUCUUCACUCUUUUCCAGUCCAACCCUCUGGUCUUCCCAGCCCUCUGAUAGUGAAAGGCUAGAAUCGGCUGGCAGUAACAUGCAACGCAGAUAAAUGGCUCGCCUUUUCCCCCUGACAGUUCCCUUGGGAACCUUGAGCACUGUAUUAAGAAGAAAUUCUCCUAGUUUCUUCCAAGUAACAGAUUCGCUCUGUUAUUGUUGAGAGUCAGUUCAGUCAUUACAGCUUCUGUAACAUCAGUGACUAAAAUAAUGAAACUAUUUUCUCUAUAAAAAUGUUUAAUUUUUGUUUCAACAGGUUAGAGGUUUAAUCUGUCGUUUUGCUUAGAUUCUUUGAGUCAUUGCCUCUGACACUACCUUUUUAAUAGCAGCUCCAUCCCCCACCAACCCCAAGCAGAUGGCAGUUCCCUUACAAGUCUAAGGAUAUAGGGGAGGAAGACAAGGGUCUCUUAUCCAUCCCUGCAAGUUCUGGGCUCAGAAUUUGUCAAUAAGGCUGCUAACUCUACCUUGAUUCUGUUCUGCCCUCGGCUGCAGCAGCCUUUGAUAUAGUGUCCUUGUGACUCUAGCAUGAGACUUCAAGCAGUUGGCUCACUACUGGAGAAAUAAAGGAUAUUGCCAGAUUGACUCUCCUGUCUGUAGCAAUGUUAGCCUCAAGCAAGAGGAUGAACAGUUCUUCACGUUCUCAAAUCCUUCUAAGGUGGAAGUCAGACAAGGCUCAGAGUGGACCCUACAAUGUUGAGAAGGAAAUCCUUACUUCGAGAUUCUUGCGUGACACUGAGACCUGUCGACAGAAUUUUAGGAAUUUUCCAUACCCAGACCUGGCUGGUCCUCGAAAGGCAUUGAGUCAACUCCGAGAGCUCUGCCUUAAGUGGCUGAGACCUGAGAUUCACUCAAAGGAACAAAUUUUGGAGCUGCUGGUGCUGGAGCAAUUCCUGACCAUCCUGCCUGGUGAGGUUAGGACUUGGGUAAAGUCCCAGUAUCCAGAGAGCAGCGAGGAAGCAGUGACUCUGGUGGAGGAUUUGACUCAGAUUCUAGAAGAGGAAGCUCCUCAAAACUCUACCCUUUCCCAAGAUACCCCAGAGGAAGACCCCAGAGGAAAACAUGCUUUCCAGGCAGGAUGGCUAAAUGACUUGGUGACCAAAGAAUCGAUGACAUUCAAAGAUGUGGCUGUAGACAUCACCCAGGAGGACUGGGAGUUAAUGCGUCCUGUGCAGAAGGAAUUAUACAAGACUGUGACGUUACAGAACUAUUGGAACAUGGUUUCUCUGGGACUUACAGUGUACAGACCAACUGUGAUUCCCAUAUUGGAAGAACCAUGGAUGGUGAUAAAAGAAAUUUUAGAAGGCCCUAGUCCAGAAUGGGAAACUAAAGGCCAAGCAUGUACUCCAGUGGAGGAUAUGUCUAAACUCACAAAGGAAGAAACCCAGACCAUCAAAUUAGAAGACUCAUGUGACUACGAUGAUAGAUUAGAGAGGCGAGCAACAGGUGGCUUCUGGAAAAUUCACACUAAUGAAAGAGUUUUCAGUUUGAAGUCAGUCCUUUCACAAGAAUAUGAUCCUACAGAAGAAUGUCUUAGUAAAUAUGAUAUAUAUAGAAAUAAUUUUGAAAAGCAUUCAAACCUAAUUGUACAGUUUGAUACCCAAUUAGAUAAUAAAACUUCUGUGUAUAAUGAAGGCAGGGCAACCUUCAAUCAUGUCUCAUAUGGUAUUGUACAUAGGAAAAUACUUCCUGGAGAGAAGCCUUACAAGUGUAAUGUGUGUGGGAAAAAAUUUAGGAAAUACCCAUCCCUCCUGAAACACCAAAGUACCCAUGCCAAAGAGAAAUCGUAUGAAUGUGAAGAAUGUGGGAAAGAGUUUAGGCAUAUCUCAUCCCUCAUUGCACAUCAGAGAAUGCACACUGGAGAAAAACCAUAUGAAUGCCACCAGUGUGGUAAAGCCUUCAGCCAGCGUGCACACCUUACCAUACAUCAGAGAAUUCAUACUGGAGAGAAACCCUAUAAGUGUGAUGACUGUGGGAAAGACUUUAGUCAGCGUGCACACCUUACCAUCCAUCAAAGGACACAUACUGGAGAGAAACCAUAUAAAUGCUUGGAAUGUGGUAAAACCUUCAGUCAUAGUUCAUCACUGAUUAAUCAUCAGAGAGUUCAUACUGGAGAAAAACCUUAUAUAUGCAAUGAAUGUGGGAAGACUUUCAGUCAGAGUACACACCUUCUUCAGCAUCAAAAAAUACAUACUGGGAAGAAACCAUAUAAAUGCAAUGAAUGUUGGAAAGUGUUUAGUCAAAGUACUUACCUUAUUCGACAUCAGAGAAUUCAUUCUGGAGAGAAGUGUUAUAAAUGUAAUGAAUGUGGAAAAGCCUUUGCUCAUUCCUCAACCCUUAUUCAACAUCAAACCACUCACACUGGAGAGAAAUCCUAUAUAUGUAAUAUAUGUGGGAAAGCCUUCAGCCAGAGUGCAAAUCUUACUCAACAUCAUAGAACACAUACUGGAGAGAAACCAUAUAAAUGCAGUGUGUGUGGGAAAGCAUUCAGCCAGAGUGUGCACCUUACUCAACAUCAGAGGAUUCAUAAUGGAGAAAAACCCUUUAAAUGCAAUAUAUGUGGGAAAGCAUAUAGACAAGGUGCAAAUCUUACUCAGCAUCAAAGGAUUCAUACUGGAGAAAAACCCUAUAAAUGUAAUGAAUGUGGGAAAGCUUUCAUUUAUUCCUCAUCACUUAAUCAACAUCAGAGAACUCAUACUGGAGAGAGACCCUAUAAAUGUAAUGAAUGUGAUAAGGAUUUUAGCCAGAGAACAUGCCUUAUUCAACACCAGAGAAUUCACACAGGAGAGAAACCCUAUGCAUGUCGUAUAUGUGGUAAAACCUUCACCCAGAGUACAAACCUUAUUCAGCAUCAACGUGUUCAUACAGGUGCCAAACAUCGUAAUUAAUGGAUAAGGGAAACUUCAAUUCAGUUUUGCAGCUUCGUUUCAAUUUUAUUUUGUGCAUUCUGUGUGUCGAAACAUUCAGAAGAAAUCCGAAGAAGUGCAAUAUGUUAGAUACCACUCAGCAGAAGUAUCAGAAGUAGUGGUAUGGAUAUAACCUAUUUAGAUUUAAUGUGAAAUUUAAGAAGGAAACUUGACUUCUUAACCUUAAUUUGAUAUGAGUUUAAUUCAUUACAGAAAGAAACCCUGUGAAGGGUAUUCAAAAACGUAACUCAUCAACUCUUUAUUUCAAGUACAGUCAUCCCUCAGUAUACUCGGGAGAUUGGUUCCAGGACCCCCCAUGUAUACCAAAAUCUACCCAUACUCAAGUUGCACAGUCAGCCUGGUGGAACCUGUGUAUAUGAAAAGCCCUACAUCUACGCAGGUUUCCCAUCCUUGAAUAAUGUGCUUUCAAACUCUGUUCAGUUGAAAAAAAAUUUCCAGUAUAAGUGGAUCUGUACAGUUCAAACGUGUUGUUCAAGGGUCAACUGUACAUCCUAAUGAGGCCUUAUAAGUGUAACUUAGGAAGGUGUCCAUCAAGUAGAGAUUUCACACUAGAGAGUGAUCUUAAAAUUACAGAAAAGAGAAAGCUGCUUUCAGGCCUUUUAUUCCCAGCUUUGAAGCCUUAAAAUAUGUAAAGGACUCCCUUCCCUGUUUUACUUCCCCUUCUCCCGUUAUGCCAUAACUGCCAUAUGGAUCCAGUAGGUUUGAAAAAAAAACAGUUGGAAGUAUCUUAAAGAUUUCUGUGUGACCACGGUUUGGUUACACCUUCCCUCAGAUAUGGAAAUAUUAAAGAGAAGCUUAAUGAAAGAUAUGUUAUAAUAGAAACUAAUGUGUAUGUAACAUUAGAUGUGUAGAGAUUUAGUUAAAUGGGCAAAAAUUAAAUGCCCCAAGCUUAAAUGAACUUUCAAUACACAUUAGCCUUGAUUUCACUAGGUUUUGACAUUCAAGGGCAUCCUGAAGGAAAAAAGUAGGUAUAAAAUAUACAGUUCCCAUUUUUUUCACCUGACUCCUAAAUUUAUACUUUAGGUUUCUUUGUGACUGUUUUACUAUGGAAAGUUCAUUUCUUCCACUGAAACACGUUUCUUGAGUGUCUGCUAUGCUCAGGUCCCAAACUUCCUAAUUGGAUCCUCUCAAGUCUUGUUACAGUGCUGAAACAGGUGGUUUACACAACAAACAGAUUUCUAGAGUGAUGAGAAAGUGAGGAUGUGAUAUUUUGUCAUGGGUUGAGCGUAAGCAACCUGCUAAAAUGGGUUGCCAAAUGCUACCUAUGUCCCAAGAGAAGGAAGUGGAAGUAAUAGUGUAGCUAUAUAAAUAAUGUGAGAAAAAAAUAAAUAAAGGAAAAUAGAUUUGAGUUCACUGCAGAAUGUGGGUCAGGGGAAAAGGUGAAAUUUUAAUGGAGUGAGGAAAACAUACAUAGAUAAUUGCUAUAACAUGAAAUGUAAUUGGACUUGCUUUGCCUAUGAAAUGAGAGUGGCUAAAUAAAAAAGAAUUCAGCCUGGUUAUUAGAAGAAACAAACAAAA